AUGGAGUUACUAACUAUUCUUAUUUGCGUUUUUGUGGACUUUUUUGUCAGUUGCAGUGCCAUAUUAAGUGGGGGUUCUAUAUACUCAAACAGUCCCACUCCGCGCUUCGUGUCCAGAGGGAACACCUUCAAAGUUGUAACUGGAGACACCGUAGUCCUCCCCUGUGAAAUUCAAAAUCUCGGUCCGUUCGUGAUAGUAUGGAAACGAGGCACGACUCUGUUGACCGCGGGCCCCCAAAAGAUAACCAUGGAGCCUCGCAUAUCGCUGCUGGGCUUCAAUUUACAAAUCAAGGAUAUACGGCACGCGGACCAGGGGGACUACACGUGCCAAAUAGGGGACGGGUCACAAGGGGACCUGAUUCACACUAUCGAAAUACUAAUGCCUCCUAGCAUCCAAUUGAUGCCGCCUAGCGGACAAGUAGUCACUAGAAAAGGGAGUCCCGUGUCCUUCGAAUGUAAAGCUAAUGGUAAUCCUAGUCCAACCGUCCAGUGGUCAAAAAAAGAGGAUGUUGCGAAUAUCAUGGACAGCACAUCGCACCAUUAUGUGUCAGUCCUUAAUGAAAUCCAAUUACCACAAAGACUAUCUAGCACUGUCUAUAAACGCAUCCUUUCCUUCUUCGGUCACGUCAACAGGAGCGUGCAUAUGGAGAGACUUGUAGUGCAGGGAAGACAUGCAGGAUCCCGUCGCGUCGUCGAGGCAGAUCACCAACCAGGUGGGUUGACAUGGUUGAAAAUCUUAUGA
Messenger RNA from Sitophilus oryzae (rice weevil), 741 nucleotides. Its product is annotated as limbic system-associated membrane protein-like. Bases 1 to 741 code for a protein of 246 amino acids. Gene Ontology annotation, cellular component: neuron projection. The transcript has 5 exons. The record is from RefSeq and is a predicted model, not a curated record. NCBI's taxonomy places the organism in Eukaryota, Metazoa, Arthropoda, Insecta, Coleoptera, Curculionidae.